AUAAGUGUGUACUGCUGCAGGCGAAUGUUCACCACAGCAGUGCAAUACUCCACUAGCCUUUAUUGUCUUACUGGCGGAGGUUAAGUGCCGUAGUGUGGGACGUGAGGCGGUAGGGGCGAGGUUGUGUUGAUGCCAUGAAGGGGGGCAUACUGCUGCUCAACAUAUACCAGACGGCAGUACUGUAAAGCCUCUUCAUCUAGUUACUGACUCCUCAUCGCAUUGUUUGUAGUGGCAGUGAUUUGUUUAUAUGAAGUGUUGGUGACAGUGACACAGUAGUGAUGAAUAUGUAGCUGUCACCCGGUUGGUCGUGGAGAGCACUUUACACUCUCACAUUUACUCCAAUACUUGACAAAUGUUUGUGAAUUUUCCAGAAAUAUACAUUGCAAUAUGUGAAGUUAAUUACAAAAAAAAACAUUUGGAAUUAAAAUGUCAGGAAUUACAGUACAUUUAUUUUAUUUGCAAAAAGAUAAUUAUUGAAGUUUGUAUAUCGAGCAUUAUGCUUGCUUUAAUGUGUAUUGUGUCUGCCUAAUUGAAAAGGGUGCUUGCGGAUUUGUGGUAAACAGUAGUUGUUUGGAAGGUCACAUUAUUAUCUAUUUCAUUAGUUAAACAAUUAUCUUGCAAAUUACCUUCCAUUCAGAUCGAGGUGAAACUUGAGGCUCACUGAUAACAAAAUAUAUGUACAUUUCUUUUGUUCGUUUAAUGUUUGUGAACGUAUCGAAUAUUAAUAUGUAUUUUUUGUGUUUGAGAAGAGUUGGUGGCAGUAUUCUGGAGCAGAUUUAAGCAAGACUUCAAUAAAUGGCUGAUCAGAUAGACAACAUGGUUUCUCCAAUGGAUGAUCAAGAUAAACUUCUCGAUGAAGCGAUGGGAGCAGUUCGAGGCCAGGCAUUCCAAAUGAAACGAUGUUUAGACAAGGGUCGCCUAAUGGAUGGACUGAAACAUGCAUCAAAUAUGCUUGGAGAACUGAGAACAUCACUUCUUUCCCCUAAAACCUAUUAUGAACUCUACAUGUGCAUUUGUGAUGAACUACGUCACUUGGAAAUGUACCUCAUUGAUGAGUUUCAGAAGGGCCAGCGUGUUGCCGACUUAUAUGAACUGGUUCAGUAUGCUGGGAAUAUUGUACCUAGACUAUAUCUGCUGAUCACAGUUGGCUUGGUGUACAUAAAAACAAACGAAACGUGCAAGCGUGAUAUCUUGAAGGAUCUAGUGGAGAUGUGCAGAGGAGUACAGCAUCCCCUUCGUGGACUAUUCUUGAGGAACUACCUCCUUCAGUGCAGUCGUAAUAUUUUGCCAGAUGUUGAUGACCCUCCUUCUGGACACAACUCGGAAGAUUUUCCAUCAGGUUCUAUCUCAGAUAGUGUCGACUUCAUUUUAAUGAACUUUGCCGAGAUGAAUAAGUUGUGGGUGAGGAUGCAGCACCAGGGACAUUCCAGGGACAAAGACAAGAGAGAGCGUGAGAGGCAAGAGUUGCGUAUUUUAGUGGGGACUAACCUGGUCCGCUUGUCACAGUUAGAGUUCGUUGAUGUGCACAGAUAUAAGCGGAUGGUUCUUCCAGGGAUCUUGGAACAAGCUGUUAGCUGCCGUGAUCCACUCUCUCAAGAAUAUUUAAUGGAAUGCAUCAUCCAGGUGUUUCCAGACGAAUUUCACCUUCAGACACUAAGUGCAUUUCUUAAAGCCUGUGCUGAGCUCCAUGCCGAAGUCAAUGUCAAGAAUAUUAUCAUAUCUCUUAUAGAUCGUCUGGCUAAUUUUGCUCAUCGUGAAGAUGGAACUGGAAUCCCUGAUGAUAUCAAACUAUUUGAAAUCUUCUCCGAGCAAGUCUCCCAAGUUAUCAAGUCCCGACCAGAUAUGCCCAUGGAGGACACUGUUAGCUUACAAGUCUCCCUUGUCAAUUUGGCACAGAAAUGCUAUCCAGAUGAAAUAGAGUAUGUGGACAAAGUGUUGCAGAAUACACUGGAAGUUUUUCAGAAAUUGAAUAUUGAUAAAAUUCACUCGGGUGCAGCCUUGGGCAAGGAAUUGAGUCGCCUACUUCGUCUUCCUGCCGACAACUACAACAACCUCCUAACAGUGCUGCAGCUACAGUACUACACUCCUUUGCUUGGUCUCUUAGACUAUAGUGGGCGCAAGAUCCUCAGCACUUACCUUGUUACAAAUGCUGUUGAAAAUGAAACAUUCAUACCGACCCAAGAACAGGUUGAUGCAGUACUGUCCAUGGUUGCAUCACUGAUUUGUGACCAGUCAGAUCAACCUCUGGUGGAACCAGACCCAGAAGAUUUAGCUGAAGAACAGGGGCUACUGGCAAGAUUCCUUCACUUUUUCCAGUCCCCAAGUAGUGAUCAACAGUAUUUAAUGUUGACAACUGCUCGUAAACAUCUGGGUGCUGGUGGCAAUAAGAGAGUGUUGUACACGCUGCCACCACUUGUAUUCCAAGCUUAUCAACUGGCUUUUAAAUAUCACGCAGAGAGAGAAGAGGAUGACAAGUGGAGCAAGAAAGUUCACAAGAUUUUCCAGUUUUGCCAUCAGACAAUUACAGCACUAGUCAAGGCAGAGUAUGCUGAACUACCAUUGAGACUUUUCUUACAAGGAGCUCUUGCCAUUGACAAGAUUGAAUUUGAAAAUCAUGAGACCGUUGCCUACGAAUUUAUGUCUCAGGCAUUCUCCCUUUAUGAAGACGAGAUCAGCGAUAGCAAAGCUCAGUUGGCAGCUAUGACGCUUAUAAUGGGUACAUUCCAGCAGACAACAUGUUUCAGCGAAGAGAAUCAUGAACCUCUAAGAACGCAGUGCGCUUUAGCAGCUUCUAAACUGCUGAAAAAACCUGAUCAAGCACGGGGAGUCACAACAUGCUCUCACCUGUUUUGGUCUGCACGCUCACAAUACACCAACAAGGAAGAGUUGCGCGAUGAGAAGCGGGUUCUAGAAUGCUUGAAGAAGGCCGUACGCAUUGCUAACCAGUGCAUGGAUCCUUCUACACAGAUUCAGCUUUUCGUUGAACUCUUGAAUCACUACAUAUAUUUUUAUGAGAAGGGCAAUUCACAGGUAACUGUGGCAAUGCUUAAUCAGCUGACUAGCAAAGUAAAGGAAGAUCUGGCAAACUUGGAGACUACUGAAGAAACUGAUCAAAUUUCAAGGCACCUUACUAACACACUGACACAUCUUCGACUCAGACUACAAGAACCAGCAACUGACGGCCCUAGUUAUGAAGGUCUCCAAGUUUAACUUGGAAGCCAUCUCCUUCAACACCUCAAAACUCUAUAUGUUGUAUACUAUAUAAUGCAUAAAUAACACUAACUCAUUUCAUUAAUAUGUAAAUAACAAUAGUUCCUUGAAAUUAUAAUCAGUGUAAAAUGUAAAACAUUUGUUGUUCUAUCCUACUGUUCUAGUAGCAUGUGUUUCAGAUAUUUAGAUUUGUUAAAUUUGUUGAUAGAUUUAUUUUUUCUUUAAUGAACUAUUUUUUUUUUUUUUUUUGGCUGGUAUGGUUAUAACUUCUACCUUAGGAUGGGAACUCUACUGCAUCAUUCCAACAUUCAAAUUCGAUAGUUAUACUAUUGCAAUACAAAAUUUUAAUGUUUCUGUGCAUUUCCUAUAUCAAGGGUACAUCAUAUUUGUUAAUGUUAUUUGCUAGAUUUCGAUGCUUUUAACAAACCAUUUUGAACUCUUGGCAUAGAUUUAAGAAUUACUCCGUUUUCAAUUGUCGGUUUCGUCUUUCUAAUAUAUCUAGUAAUUUAA
Messenger RNA from Procambarus clarkii (red swamp crayfish), 3720 nucleotides. NCBI's taxonomy places the organism in Eukaryota, Metazoa, Arthropoda, Malacostraca, Decapoda, Cambaridae. The record is from RefSeq and is a predicted model, not a curated record.